Messenger RNA from Cercospora beticola, 3522 nucleotides. RefSeq names its product DNA-directed DNA polymerase (gene POL5). Gene Ontology annotation, biological process: regulation of DNA-templated transcription. Gene Ontology annotation, cellular component: nucleolus. The record is from RefSeq and is a predicted model, not a curated record. Gene Ontology annotation, molecular function: transcription factor binding; rDNA binding. Lineage: Eukaryota; Fungi; Ascomycota; Dothideomycetes; Mycosphaerellales; Mycosphaerellaceae.
ACCACAUGCAAAGGUCAACGCCAUGACAGGUACCAAACGCCCCCACGAAGAUGACGAAGAAGGCGGGCAGAAUGUUCAUCCCACACGCAAGCAGCGCAUGGGCAUCAAGGAGCAGAGCUCAGAUCAGAAGGAACUGAACAGGAUCCUGCGCAAGCUUGGCGAAGAACUUCCCGAAGCGCGCAUCGAAGCCACGAAAGAGCUCCUCCAACAUCUUGCGGACGACGAGAGUGAGUUCAAGAGUCGCGUCGACAGAGCGGUAACGCGCCUUGUCAUUGGCGUUUGCAGCGGUGCUCGAGCGUCUCGACUCGGCUUCUCCAUUGCGCUCGCUGAAGUGCUCAGAUUUGCGCGUGGCGGCAAGCGCAGCCUCUUGUCAUUCGAGGAGAUCCUCAGCAAAAUUUCAGCUUUGACACCUGCGAACGACCGUGGAGGCGAGGAGAGGAACUACCUGCUCGGUCGCAUGUACGCACUUCAUGCAAUCUUGCUCAGCGACAUUCUGCGCAGUGCUUCAGGGGCCGAAGUCAGCUCUGUGUUUGAUGCUGUGUCCGACCUGGCGCUUCAGAAGGAGUGGAUCCGGAGCGAAUGUGGCUUGAUCCUGGUGGAGUUUUUGAGAACACCUGCUAACGAGGAUUUGGCCCUGCCUUUGAUCACCGCCUUGGACUCGAAGGGCCUGUUGAAGUCGCCCGAAGGCGUGGCUAUCUGGUUAACAGCGAAGGACAAUUUUGAAAACGUCAAGCUCCCAAAGAAAGUCUGGCAUCACAGGAACCCGCUCUCAUCACAAGAUCGGGGGGAGCUCACGCGCAUACUACUCAAAAACGCAGUGGAAGUGAAGGAUAAUGAGCCGGCGCAGCAGAACGGUGAAGGCAAGAAGAAGAACAAGGCGUCUGGAGCCCGACAAUCUAUGCCGAAUCUCGCAUGGAGCGUCAUUCUACAGCACCUCUACCAGAACGAUGAUGGCAAAGACCUGUCCCAAUUCUGGGAAGAUUGUGUGGCAAAGCCUAUGUUUUCUCCCAAUUCUUCCGCCGAAAGGAAGUCUCUCGGGCUUCAGAUCUUCAGUCAAGCCAUCAAAGCUGCCCCUGCGGAACUUUUGGGAGACGUCGUGCACCAGAGUAUAAUCCGGUGUGUAGUUGAUCAACGCUCGAAGUCGGAUCGCACUUUGUUCGCUGCCUCUGCCGUGCCACUCAGGACCAUGGAAGCACGUGGGAAGACGGAUCCAGCGGCCGCUGCAGAAAUGGUCUCGAAGCUGCUUGAGGUUAUGCCGCCCAACCUGGAUAAGCUGUCUCGCCAGACUGUCGACAGUCUCCUCGCGGCCGCGGAUCCGGAGAGCUUGGUUCACGUGGUGAAAGUCAUCAACGACAUUUGCCGUGCUUCCGCUGAACAGACUGAUGUGGAAAAGAAGCGCCGUCUACUCGCAGAUGCACAGCUGUCGAUCAUUCGAUCGAGAAGGAGCCAACCCGAGCAAUUUUUCAAAAAAGGUGAUAAGCCAGCACAGUGGCUGAAGAUGGCACUCCGCAACAUGACCGACCUGAGCUUCCUGGCGGAACAACUCUCUACGCCACUCAGCAGUGCCACCCGUAUUGUGUUCCAAGAUCGCCUCAUCUCGGCACUCGGCCAUAUGGUGAAUCUCCCUCUCGACCAGGCCGUGGUCGCACCUCUUGUAGUAGUGGACAGACUGGAGGCCAUUGGCACCUCGCUGGGGGUGGAGUUAGAGAGCGACGCAUUGACAGCUGUCCGAGAAGCUCAGAAGGCGCUAGCGAAAGCAGCAACGAAAGCCGAGAGCAAAAAGGGUAGCAAAGCAGUUGUCGCGAAAGCUUCGCAAUUGCUCUUAUCACUUGGAAUUCUUCAGGUCUACAAACAGGAACCAGAUGGUGCAGAAGUGCUCAAGGACAUUACCAGCCACUUCACCAGCGCGAAGAGCGAAGACUCCUCGUUACUGCUCAUUGAGUUGCUGCUCAGCUUUGUGGCCAAGCCGUCAGCCCUCUUCCGCAAGCUAGCCGAACAGGUCUUCGCUGCUUUUGCCUCCGAGGUCACUGCGGAUGGUCUGCAGUCCAUGAUCAGCGUGCUGGAACCGAAGGAGACUCUGGCCGGCAAGCGUGAGCUCUUCAAAGAGGGAGAGGAGGAUGAGGAAGAAGAGGACGACGAGGAGGCCGACGAGGACAUAGACAUGGAAGACGUCGAGGAUGCAUCAGAUGUGGAGAUCGUGGGUGGAGAAGUCUCUGGAGCCGCGGACGAAAAUGAUGAGACAUCGGAUUCGGAAUCCAGUAGCUCGGAGAGUGAUGCUGAAGGUGGCGCAGGAGAAGAUGAAGAAGCAGAAUUCGAUCGCAAGCUGGCCGAUGCGCUUGGCACAGCUGGCAUGGAAGACGAAUCGGACGAUGAUGGCUCUGACAUGGACGAUGACGAAAUGAUGGCGAUAACACCACAUCUGGAGACCAUCUUCAAGGAGCGCAGCAAACGCACGAACAACAAGCAAGAGAACAAGGAUGCCAAGGAAGAUGUUGUCAACUUGAAGAACCGUGUUCUGGACCUGCUUGCGAUCUAUGUCAAGUCACAGUACGCGAACCCUCUUGCUGUGGAUUUGAUACUGCCUCUGAUCACUCUGGCUCGCACUACCACAAGCCAGCCGACAGCGCAGAAGGCACUAGAUGUUCUGGAGACAUAUUUCGACAGAAGCAAGAAGCAGAAGGUACUGCCGGAAAUCGACGAUACUGAGGAACUUUUCAAGAUCCUCAGCAACGUACACGAUGAAAUGCGUUUAGGUGGCAGCAAGAUCCACGCCUCUGCGUGCAGCCGUGGCAGUCAAUUCCUGGCGAAAGUGCUCGUGGGGCUGGAUCCGGAUCACGCAUUCAAGAAGAUCGGGUCAAUGUAUCUCGACUUGCUAGACGAAUGGCGCAAGGACGCGAAGUCGAAGAUCCAUGGGAAUGUCUUCAAUGACUGGCACAGCUGGACAAAGCAGCGAUGAAUAGGUUCUAACUUUCUCCGAAGGAACGGAAACUGCACAGCUCGCAAGGUUGGCAACGGGUCUGCCUGCGGUAAAGAAUAACCGCGAGAAAGCGUCAUGUUCAGCAAGAAAAAUUGGCUGCCGCACGCUGCUGACAGACGGCUUUUGGAGUCCUCCUGCAAACGCCGAGGGCUCCACUACGGAGCUUGGUGAGGCUUAUUCAUGGCUAAGCAUCUUCAUAUCCAUGCCACUUUUCAUGCGAUUCCGUGCCGUUACAUCCGCCCCAACGUACCUCCACGAGCUUUUGGCCGUAAAGCAUUACUGAUGUCUCUACCGAUAGCUACUAGUGUCCGAAUGACCCUGUACCAAAGCACCCCGUGGCACCAACAACUCAUUCAUACGAUGGCUGAGCGAUUAUUCGAAGAUUCUGCCCGAAGUCACCACUUCACCGGCGUUCGUCAUCAGCCAGAUGCCGUUGACACGCGGCAUACCACUUCUGCAACGAUCUAAGAUAGCGCAUCAACACUCAAAAGGCCAAUGACGACUUGCGGAGACCUUGGUGCCGAUAUCCAUCCCCACGACAAAGU